Octodon degus (degu) is the source of this 5836-nucleotide messenger RNA. It is a transcript of the gene Kcnma1, whose product is annotated as potassium calcium-activated channel subfamily M alpha 1. NCBI's taxonomy places the organism in Eukaryota, Metazoa, Chordata, Mammalia, Rodentia, Octodontidae. Gene Ontology annotation, molecular function: large conductance calcium-activated potassium channel activity. The transcript has 29 exons. The coding region runs from base 158 to 3853 and encodes 1231 amino acids. Gene Ontology annotation, cellular component: postsynaptic membrane. Gene Ontology annotation, biological process: transmembrane transport; potassium ion transport. The record is from RefSeq and is a predicted model, not a curated record.
GUCGCGCACAGCGCCCCAGCCCAGCGCCUCCCCGCCCCCUCCCCGCGCUCAGCGGCGGCCGCGGUGGCAGCAACAUGGCUGUGGAUGGGUGUUCGGGGUGGCGCUGGCGGCGGGAGGAGCUCCCCCGAGCCCCUGCGCCGGCCGCCCGCUGCUAGCUAUGGCAAAUGGUGGCGACGGCGGCGGUGGCGACAGUAGUAGCAGCGGCGGCGACGGCGGCGGAGGCAGCGGUCUUAGAAUGAGCAGCAAUAUCCACGCGAACCAUCUCAGCCUAGACGCGUCCUCCUCCUCCUCUUCCUCCUCCUCCUCUUCCUCCUCGUCCUCGGUCCACGAGCCCAAGAUGGAUGCGCUCAUCAUCCCGGUGACCAUGGAGGUGCCGUGCGACAGCCGGGGCCAACGCAUGUGGUGGGCUUUCCUGGCCUCCUCCAUGGUGACUUUCUUCGGGGGCCUCUUCAUCAUCUUGCUCUGGCGGACGCUCAAGUACCUGUGGACCGUUUGCUGUCACUGCGGGGGCAAGACGAAGGAGGCCCAGAAGAUUAACAAUGGCUCGAGCCAGGCAGAUGGCACUCUCAAGCCAGUGGACGAGAAGGAGGAGGCGGUGGCCGCCGAGGUCGGCUGGAUGACCUCCGUGAAGGACUGGGCAGGUGUGAUGAUAUCUGCCCAGACGCUGACUGGCAGAGUCCUGGUUGUCUUAGUCUUUGCUCUCAGCAUUGGUGCACUUGUAAUAUACUUCAUAGAUUCGUCAAACCCAAUAGAAUCCUGCCAGAAUUUCUACAAAGAUUUCACAUUACAGAUCGACAUGGCUUUCAACGUGUUCUUCCUUCUCUACUUUGGCCUGCGGUUCAUUGCAGCCAAUGACAAGCUGUGGUUCUGGCUGGAAGUGAACUCUGUAGUAGAUUUCUUCACGGUCCCUCCCGUGUUUGUGUCUGUGUACUUAAACAGAAGUUGGCUUGGUUUGAGAUUUUUAAGAGCUCUCAGGCUGAUACAGUUUUCAGAAAUCUUGCAGUUUCUGAAUAUUCUUAAAACAAGUAAUUCCAUCAAGCUGGUCAAUCUGCUCUCCAUAUUCAUCAGCACGUGGCUGACGGCCGCCGGCUUCAUUCACUUGGUGGAGAAUUCAGGGGACCCAUGGGAAAAUUUCCAAAACAACCAGGCCCUUACGUACUGGGAAUGUGUCUACCUGCUCAUGGUCACCAUGUCCACUGUGGGUUACGGGGAUGUUUAUGCAAAAACCACACUCGGACGCCUCUUCAUGGUCUUCUUCAUCCUCGGGGGACUGGCCAUGUUUGCCAGCUACGUCCCUGAAAUCAUAGAGUUAAUAGGAAACCGCAAGAAAUACGGGGGCUCCUAUAGUGCGGUUAGUGGAAGAAAGCAUAUUGUGGUCUGUGGGCACAUCACCCUGGAGAGCGUUUCCAACUUCCUGAAGGACUUUCUGCACAAGGACCGGGACGAUGUCAAUGUGGAGAUCGUCUUUCUUCACAACAUUUCCCCUAACCUGGAGCUUGAAGCUCUGUUCAAACGACAUUUUACUCAGGUGGAAUUUUAUCAGGGUUCAGUCCUCAAUCCACACGAUCUUGCACGAGUCAAGAUAGAGUCGGCAGAUGCGUGCCUCAUUCUUGCCAACAAGUACUGCGCUGACCCAGAUGCUGAAGAUGCCUCCAACAUCAUGAGAGUAAUCUCCAUAAAGAACUACCAUCCGAAGAUCAGGAUCAUCACUCAGAUGCUGCAGUAUCACAACAAGGCCCAUCUGCUAAACAUCCCAAGCUGGAAUUGGAAAGAGGGUGAUGAUGCAAUCUGCCUCGCGGAGCUCAAGUUGGGCUUCAUAGCCCAGAGCUGCCUGGCUCAAGGCCUCUCCACGAUGCUCGCCAACCUCUUCUCCAUGAGGUCAUUCAUCAAGAUUGAGGAAGACACGUGGCAGAAAUACUACCUGGAAGGAGUCUCCAAUGAAAUGUACACAGAAUAUCUCUCCAGUGCCUUCGUGGGUCUGUCCUUCCCUACUGUUUGUGAGCUGUGUUUUGUGAAGCUCAAGCUCCUAAUGAUAGCCAUUGAGUACAAGUCCGCCAACCGAGAGAGCCGUAUAUUAAUUAAUCCUGGGAACCAUCUUAAGAUCCAAGAAGGUACUUUAGGAUUUUUCAUCGCCAGUGAUGCCAAAGAAGUUAAAAGGGCAUUUUUUUACUGCAAGGCCUGUCAUGAUGACAUCACAGAUCCCAAAAGAAUUAAAAAAUGCGGCUGCAAACGGCCCAAGAUGUCCAUCUGCAAGAGAAUGAGACGGGCAUGUUGUUUUGAUUGCGGACGUUCUGAGCGUGACUGCUCGUGCAUGUCAGGCCGUGUGCGUGGUGACGUGGACACCCUUGAGAGAGCCUUCCCACUUUCUUCUGUCUCUGUUAAUGAUUGCUCCACCAGUCUCCCUGCCUUUGAAGACGAACAGCCGUCAACGCUAUCACCAAAAAAAAAGCAGCGCAACGGGGGCAUGCGGAACUCGCCCAACUCCUCGCCGAAGCUGAUGAGGCACGACCCCUUAUUGAUUCCUGGGAAUGACCAGAUUGACAACAUGGACUCCAAUGUGAAGAAGUAUGACUCCACCGGGAUGUUUCACUGGUGUGCUCCCAAGGAGAUCGAGAAAGUCAUCCUGACUCGAAGUGAGGCUGCCAUGACCGUGCUGAGCGGUCACGUUGUGGUCUGCAUCUUUGGUGACGUCAGCUCAGCCCUGAUUGGCCUCCGGAACCUGGUGAUGCCACUCCGUGCCAGCAACUUCCAUUACCACGAGCUCAAGCACAUCGUGUUUGUGGGCUCCAUUGAGUACCUCAAAAGGGAGUGGGAAACGCUCCAUAACUUCCCCAAAGUGUCCAUACUGCCUGGUACACCAUUAAGUCGGGCUGAUUUAAGGGCUGUCAACAUCAACCUCUGUGACAUGUGCGUUAUCCUGUCAGCCAAUCAGAAUAAUAUUGAUGAUACUUCGCUGCAGGACAAGGAAUGCAUCUUGGCGUCACUCAACAUCAAAUCUAUGCAGUUUGAUGACAGCAUCGGGGUCUUGCAGGCUAAUUCCCAAGGUUUCACACCUCCAGGGAUGGAUAGAUCCUCUCCAGAUAACAGCCCAGUGCAUGGGAUGAUACGCCAACCAUCCAUCACGACUGGGGUGAACAUCCCCAUCAUCACUGAACUAGUGAAUGAUACCAAUGUUCAGUUUUUGGACCAAGACGAUGAUGAUGACCCUGACACAGAACUGUACCUCACUCAGCCCUUCGCAUGUGGGACCGCAUUUGCCGUCAGCGUCCUGGACUCACUCAUGAGUGCGACAUACUUUAAUGACAAUAUCCUCACCCUCAUACGGACCUUGGUGACUGGGGGAGCCACCCCGGAGCUCGAGGCUCUGAUUGCUGAGGAGAAUGCCCUUCGAGGGGGCUACAGCACCCCGCAGACCCUGGCCAACAGGGACCGCUGCCGCGUGGCCCAGUUAGCUCUGCUGGACGGGCCCUUCGCAGACUUGGGGGAUGGUGGUUGUUAUGGUGAUCUAUUCUGCAAAGCUCUCAAAACAUAUAAUAUGCUUUGUUUUGGAAUUUACCGGCUAAGAGAUGCCCACCUCAGCACCCCCAGCCAGUGCACGAAGAGGUACGUCAUCACCAACCCCCCCUACGAGUUUGAACUUGUGCCCACGGACCUGAUCUUUUGCUUAAUGCAGUUUGACCACAACGCCGGCCAGUCCCGGGCCAGUCUGUCCCAUUCCUCCCACUCGUCACAGUCCUCCAGCAAGAAGAGUUCCUCUGUUCACUCGAUCCCAUCCACAGCAAACCGGCAGAACCGGCCCAAGUCCAGGGAGUCGCGGGACAAACAGAACAGAAAAGAAAUGGUUUACAGAUGAACCGGAUAAUGCCUAUCCCAGAAACAUUCAAAUCAAGCCCAUGAGUACCCACAUGGCUAACCAGAUCAACCAAUAUAAAUCCACAAGCAGCUUGAUUCCUCCAAUCAGAGAAGUUGAAGAUGAAUGUUGACUCCCAGGAGACCAGAACUAUUUUUUUAAAGCCUGACAAACUUCAUAAAUGGUGACGUGACUUUUCUUCCUCCUACAUGCUGAAUCACUGGUGGAAACAUUAGGAUAAGCAAGAAUUGCAAGAAAAUAAUGUAGACGCAAGAAUUGCAAGAAAAUAAUGUAGACAGAUCUUUCUCUUUGUUCGCCUUGAAUAUCGCUUCCAUGUAUUUUGGAAAAGAAAAUGAUUUCAUUUAUAAAUGAACAUACUAAAAUAGUCAUGUAUAGCCUCUAGCAUUUUAAAUUAUUUUGUUUAUUAGAAAAGAAAAUAUAUUUUUUCUUUUUUCUUUCAUUGUCAAAUAUCUUCCCUAUAGCUAAACAAUGCAAAAUCAAACAUGAAUAAGUGGCCAGACUCCUUAGGCACAUUUCUUUCUUUUCCUUUCAGGAGAAUGAUGGUCACCUCCACAGUUAUUGUAAUUAAGGGAAAUGGAUUAUAAAAACAAUUUUAACAUGGUUAACAAUGUCUACAUGUAUUUCAGUAAAUCCAAAAUGAAAACAAAAGAGGCCAGGUGUUCACCUGCUCCUCUCUUAGAAGGGUGUGUGUUUUGAUCUAUAUUGACACCAGCUCUUAAUAAAUGAAAACUUACUUAUUUUCACAGUUGAAAGUCAAAUUUUUGUAGUGUUAGUUUUCAUUUUGUAUUUCUCACCUCUUUUUCAGAUACUGAAGGGAAACACCUUCUUGCAGCUUUUCUAUGAAGGCCAGGUCAGGUUUAGGCAGCCAAGUAGCAGUACCAGAAGGGUUGUGGGCAACCCUGGGAUGUUGGAGUUGAGGACCAGGGCAUACAAGACAUGUGUAUUGUUCUGCAGUCGGGGAUUCCUCCAUGCGGUUGUUCUUCUCAUUUCAUAGUUCCAAACCACACAAACAAUUAAUUUUCACUUUGGGAGGACCUUGUGAACUUUCUGCCCCAACCCCAAGUCGCAGAGCUUUUGGCCUGAAAGUUUAUAAACACCAAUGAAUAAUUUUCCUUUACAGUGGGAUCUGAGACGCACUCAUUUAUCUUGCUAAAUUUUUGUUCAAAAUCCAGAAAUUUUCCCUGAUCAAGGAAGCGACUUUGGUGAAGAUUUCAAUUUGCUUGCUUUCCUUGAUUUAAAAAUUGCUGGGACAAAACACGCGAACUUGCUACAGCAAUGUUAAACAAUAAUAAUAACAUCAAGGAAAACAACAAAUGCACUCAAUAUAGACUGUUAGUAAAAGGCCUCCGGCAAUUACCAGCAAUGAAACAAAACAUAAGAGCCACACAAACUGUGGUCAAAAGAUUUUUCUAGCCAUUAUUCACUGUCAGCACAUCCCAGCUCUGCUUUUGCUUGCAUGCCGUGUGUACAGCCACCCCAACAAAUGUUCUGUUCUGAUGAUUAGCAAGUCUUUCAAAAUCAAAAUGAGCAAUUUUUAAAUCUGAUCACCAGGGUCUCUGGAGAAGCAUGGAUGUGAUAGUGAUUUUCAUUUUCUUAAAAAUGUAAACUGUGGCUACUUAACCAAAUGAAUCAGAAUAUUCCCCCAAAAUCUCAUGAGAUCUACUCCAUUUUCUCUAGGCCCUGACCCUGUGGUACCUAGUUAUGAUAGUGCAAAUACAAUCAGAGCAGAGCACUGAGGUCACCAUGAAAAUAUACAUCAUUAAGUACUCCAAUUUCAGAUGUAGGCAAAGUGACCUUCCACCUCUGUCCACUCCCUGCAGUGCCAAUGUAGUCGUGCUUCCACCUUGUAGGCAUUGUCCUGCAGUGACGUGUUGGACUGUGAUUACUCUGUUGUCACAUUUUGUAGAAUUAGUUCUAUAAAAGUAUUGUGAAUAUAACAUAUGUCCAAUUGGAUUGUUAAAAAAA